Messenger RNA from Leguminivora glycinivorella, 1992 nucleotides. RefSeq names its product protein downstream neighbor of son homolog (gene hd). The record is from RefSeq and is a predicted model, not a curated record. Lineage: Eukaryota; Metazoa; Arthropoda; Insecta; Lepidoptera; Tortricidae. The transcript has 10 exons. Gene Ontology annotation, cellular component: nucleus. Gene Ontology annotation, biological process: nuclear DNA replication. Bases 138 to 1838 code for a protein of 566 amino acids.
ACAGCUCAAGAAGAUGCUUGUUUCUAUUGUUUUAUUUAUCCUUCCAAUUUUUUGAAAUAAAGCUGCGACUUCAACCUAAUUAACCAUGUUUUAGUAAUUAGUGAUAUACAGUCAAAUCUAGUUUAAAGCUAAGGAAAAUGAACCCGCCUCCAUCGCCAUGGAAAAGGCCCAGCGAAGUUAUGCAGCUGCACAAGCUGAAAAAACGAAAACUAGCUUUACAGGAACGGAUGAAACAUCCUUCAGUAUCAACUAGUGAGGAACCCAGUAAUCAAGAAACCAGUGCCUUAGAUUUUUCUAGGCUGUUAGAUGGAGACAAGAGGAAAAACCCAUUUUCAAAGUCAAAUCCUCAGCAAACAAAAAAGGCAAAGACUGACUUUGCAGAACUAGAUGAAUCAAAUGACAAAACACUGUUUGCACUUUUAAAGCUACCUGCAAAGGUAGAGAAGCCUCCACAGGAAUUGGACACAAACAAAUUAUCUACAUUCUCAAAUCUAUUGCAAAAAUUCACUGCAGAACAUUCCGUAGAACCAGAUGUUGCUGUAAAGAAGUGUAAGCAUCUGCCAAUAGACUGGGCCCUCAAAUCAAAACUUAGGUUAAUGUCACCAAAGCCAUUUGCGUGGACCGCAAAACUGAAAGCCAGCGAAGAAGCAUCAGGGAUAACAGGGUUCGUCCGCUGCCUCGACACAACCACCUCAUCGACACUAGACACCUCACCACGAGCCCGCUUCCACCAAACAUGCCUCUACUGGCAGCACCCACAACUCCCCUGGCUCGAGUUGUUCCCCCGAUCAUCGGGCCGCGUGUCUGCGACUAGCUUCCUAGCUGGUAAUGAGGAAGUCAAGCAAGCUCUGCAUACCGAGUGGACUGAGAGCUUUAGAUCGCUUUUUCAGUUGCUUCGCGCUCGCCACUGUCCAUAUUUUUACGUGUGUGCAAAUACGUUCACAUGUCUAUUCCGAGCCGCGGGUCUAUGUGGCGUGUCCGAGCCUUGCGCGCUCAUCAGUCCGACCACGAGGGGCUUCAGGCAGACGCUGCGGCAAGAAGAUGUAGAAUUCACAAUGCCCCUCCGCCCCGACAAAAAGCGGCUAAACACAUCAGACGAAGACCGGCCAAAGAACUCCUCCUUCGACAGUUGCUAUGACACGAUGGACGACACUAACGUGAAACAAGAGGCUCAAGAUGAAGGAUCGGGAGACGAAGAUCCUGAUGCGUUCCUGUCACAACUGGGUUUGGAGACAGCUAUGCUGAAUAGGAUCAAUAACCAGCAGGCCCGAAUAGUCCAGACAGCCGAGAGUAGCGUCGACAGCGCGGCCGAAUCGCUCGUGUUCGCUCGAGGCGCCGACGCCCAAGCUCUGUUCAACUUCCUGCUCAACUGCAAAUCCAUCAUUGCGGCUACUGGCCCGCUCGCUGGUGUCCCGCCUACGUUACUAGCGCCUACUGCGUUCCAUGGAGGGACGUUGCAAUCACUAAACGUCCGCGAAAGUGUUCUACACUCGGACAACAAGAAGUACUUCUCGAUCGAGCUGCGAGGGCCCAUCCUCCCAACCACCAUUCACUCUCUGUUUGACGUGCUGAAAGACUCCGGCGCGCAAUUCAGUGCCACUUUCGCGCAUCAUACGCCGACUGUGGCUUUCUCGUGGGCGGCCAAAGGCAUCGCACAAGACGAGUCCUCAAAGGAGAACGAGCCCAACCACUUUGCCAAAGCAUUCAAUAAGGAGAACCUCUCCGACUGCGGGAUCAGUGAAGAGAUGCUGCAGCACUUCUGCUCCUCGGACCCGAGCAUAGUGAAGCCGCUGGACAGCGUCAAGUACAACGCCGAAGACAAUACUUACACGUGGUGACCUGUUUCUUAAUGAUUUUAUUUUUGAUUAGUCCCCGAUUCACCGGAUUCCUUUACUGUCGUCGUUUCCUAAAAAAACUGCCUUUUGAAAAAUUACAGUUUAGGUAGACUUACCACGAUUUGACACUGAGAUUCGCUAUUUUUUUAUUUUAUCA